UGCAGGUCCCUAGAACUGAAGGGAGGUGUGUCCUGGCAGGGACAUGUGUGGUAGUGCUGAUGUUGAACCCUGGAAUUAAUGUCCUUUGUGAGGUGGCCCUGAGAACUGGCACCAGGUUCUGUCGAGCUGGGGGAGGGGCAGGUAGCCCCCACAGCAGGGACUGGAGACGAUGGUUCUCGCCAUGCUUGGGGCUCUGUACCCCAGGGCUGGGCUCAGUCUCUUCCUUUUUUACCUCAUCCUGGCAGGCGCACUCCUUCGACCUCAGCCCCAGAGGUCUCAGCAAUCUGUUCCGGAGGAAUUUUCAGCCCCGCUGGAACUGUUGCAGCCUCUCUCAGGCCUGGUGGAUGACUAUGGGCUCAGACCCAGGCACCCAAGGCCAGGCGGGCCCCGACCCCUUCUCUCCCAGGCCCAGCAGCGCAAGCGGGACGGGCCCAACAUCGCUGACUAUUACUAUGAUGUGAACCUCUGAUGGGAACCCCGCAUAAAGCUAUUCUGGGCAGCAA
Mus pahari (shrew mouse) is the source of this 503-nucleotide messenger RNA. It is a transcript of the gene Frey1, whose product is annotated as chromosome 3 C11orf94 homolog. The record is from RefSeq and is a predicted model, not a curated record. NCBI's taxonomy places the organism in Eukaryota, Metazoa, Chordata, Mammalia, Rodentia, Muridae. Bases 170 to 469 code for a protein of 99 amino acids. The transcript is spliced from 3 exons.